UCAUAAAAGUUUCUACAAAUGGAUUUGAUCAACGAAGUUAUCGAUGAAGAUAAACUUGAUGGUUGUCUACAAAACAUUAUCUUACAGGAUAGCUUAAAAUGGAUUUUUGUCGGUGGCAAAGGAGGCGUUGGUAAAACUACUGUCAGUUGUGGUUUGGCCAUUCAAUUAGCUAAGGUCCGCGAAACAGUUCUAAUAUUAUCAACUGAUCCAGCACACAACAUUUCCGAUGCUUUUGGACAACAAUUCACUAAAGUACCUACUAAAGUUGAAGGUUUCAAUAAUUUAUUUGCUAUGGAAGUAGAUCCUAAUGCUGAUGGUGAAAAUGAAACUUUAUUUGGACCUAACGACGGAUCUGAUACAAUACGGUUAUGUAACAGUAUUAUGAAAACCAUGUUAUCAGCAUUCCCAGGUAUUGAUGAAUCCAUGAGUUAUGCUCAAAUAAUGAAGUUGGUUAAGAGUAUGGAAUUCACAGUAGUUGUAUUUGAUACAGCUCCAACAGGACAUACUUUAAGACUACUAACAUUUCCUUUUAUGUUGGAAAAAGCUUUAGGAAAAAUUUUGGAGUUCAAAGAUAGAAUAAGUCCUUAUCUAAAUCAAAUAAGUAUGCAUUUGGGAUCUGGUAUUAAUCUAGAAGAUAUAGCACAAAAAAUUGAAGAAUUGUUGAGUACCAUUAAAACUGUUAAUCAACAAUUCAAAAAUCAUAAUAAAACCACAUUCAUUUGUGUAUGCAUUGCUGAGUUCUUGUCGUUGUAUGAAACAGAAAGGCUUUUUCAAGAAUUAAACAAAAAUGAAAUUGACUGCCAUAAUAUUGUUGUUAAUCAAUUAUACACAAACAAUGGAGAUUCAGAUCCCAAUUGUAAAAAGUGUUCUUCCAGAAAGGAAUUACAGCGCACCUAUCUAGCACAGAUAAAUGAUUUGUAUUUUGAUGUCCACGUCACUAAGCUUCCAUUAUUAGAAAAGGAAGUACGAGGUGUUCCUGAUUUAACAGAGUUUUCUAACCACUUAAUGUUCCCAGAUUAUGAUCCUUCCCGUAAUGUAGAAUAA
Molecule: messenger RNA, 1044 nt
Organism: Diuraphis noxia (Russian wheat aphid)
Lineage: Eukaryota; Metazoa; Arthropoda; Insecta; Hemiptera; Aphididae
Product: ATPase ASNA1 homolog
Biological process (GO): tail-anchored membrane protein insertion into ER membrane
Cellular component (GO): GET complex
Molecular function (GO): ATP binding; ATP hydrolysis activity
Source: RefSeq, a predicted model, not a curated record